AUGAAGUCCCUACGGGUGCAGUCCGCUCUCGGGCUCCUCCUUCGGCCUUGCGCCGCUCCGACGGUCGCCGUUCCCGGGCUCAGGGCACAAGCACGAUGGGCACAUAAGCCCGCACAACAAUCCGAGAUCCCCCAGAUCCCAGCGCCGAUCCCCUUCGUCCCGGAUGUCGAAACCUUUCUCACUGUAAUCGGCCGCGGUCUCAAACAACACGCCUCCAAGUUCCCCACGUGGGAUGCACUCUUCACUCUGACGUCGGACCAGCUCAGAGAACUCGGCGUCGAGCCGCCACGUACGAGGCGGUACCUGCUAAGGUGGCGGCAGCGGUUUAGGGAGGGCAAGUUCGGUAUUGGCGGCGACAUUAAGCACAUCGAGAACGGCUCUGCGGAGCUGAGGAUUCAGGAGGAGGACAAAACCCCGCUGCUUCGCAUACGGCGUGUUGUCAACGUACCCCCCGGGAAGAAGGUUGAUGAGCUGUCCCCAUCCGAGAUGGUUCGGGUGGGCGGCUUCAAGGUCGACGGGGUCCGCACCAUCGUCGGCCCGUAUGCGCUGCCCAUGAAGUACGGCGGCGCGCGUCUCUCGAUAACGGAGGGCAUGUGGGAGGACAGGAGGGGACACAAGGUGGAUGGUGGUGAGCGGAGACAGGCCGAGAUCCGCUUCAAGAGGCGUGUAGCAGAGCGGAAGGCGUUGCGGGAAUCACAGGGCUUCUAUUAG
Chaetomium fimeti is the source of this 711-nucleotide messenger RNA. RefSeq names its product IGR protein motif-domain-containing protein. Bases 1 to 711 code for a protein of 236 amino acids. The record is from RefSeq and is a predicted model, not a curated record. NCBI's taxonomy places the organism in Eukaryota, Fungi, Ascomycota, Sordariomycetes, Sordariales, Chaetomiaceae. Gene Ontology annotation, cellular component: mitochondrion. The transcript has a single exon.